Messenger RNA from Colossoma macropomum (tambaqui), 2291 nucleotides. RefSeq names its product RAB10, member RAS oncogene family (gene rab10). Gene Ontology annotation, biological process: cellular response to insulin stimulus. Bases 560 to 1165 code for a protein of 201 amino acids. Gene Ontology annotation, molecular function: GTP binding; GTPase activity. Lineage: Eukaryota; Metazoa; Chordata; Actinopteri; Characiformes; Serrasalmidae. The record is from RefSeq and is a predicted model, not a curated record. Gene Ontology annotation, cellular component: recycling endosome; Golgi apparatus; insulin-responsive compartment. The transcript is spliced from 6 exons.
UCCAUUCGAAGGCGACGGCGGUCGGCUUCGUUUCAGAACUAGGGACGAAAAACGGAGAAACGGCGGCACAGAUCCGGCAAUCCAGCGUCGUGUUCGGGCUCUCGGGGACUGUUCAAUCUGAAGGGACGGCUGGGAUGACGCGGCGCGCCGAGAAUCUGGAAACAGCUCGGUGUUAGUUUGGAAGAAAAGAGUAAAGUCGGGUUUUUGAGGGAGCCAUUUUGUCCCUGUGACUGUGUGGGAGAAAGAAAGAGCGAGUUGGGGGGCAAAGAGGGGCAAAAAUAGGUCCAAAAGACACCCUCCCGAGAACAAACACUGCAAGGACGGUAACCUUAACUUAACGGACUUAACGGGUAGCCAGACUGCUGGGGGAAAAGUCGCCCGGUUCUCGUCGUUAACGUAUUAGCCAGAUAACGGUCCGGUACGGAAAACUAGCCUAGCUUAGCUUAGCUUAGCUCUGUGAGUUAGCCUGGAAAACACAGAGAUUUGCACCCGGUUAGCCGCCCCGCUCUCGCCUCUCUCCUCGUACUUUACUGUUAACAGAUUUUUUUAAAAGCAAACGAUGGCGAAGAAGACGUACGACCUGCUCUUUAAGCUUCUCCUGAUCGGAGACUCCGGUGUGGGGAAGACCUGCGUGCUGUUCCGCUUCUCAGACGACGCCUUCAACACCACCUUCAUCUCCACCAUAGGAAUCGAUUUUAAGAUCAAAACAGUUGAAUUGCAAGGAAAGAAGAUAAAACUACAGAUAUGGGACACAGCGGGGCAGGAGCGGUUCCACACCAUCACCACCUCCUACUACAGAGGAGCCAUGGGCAUCAUGCUUGUGUACGACAUCAGCAACGCCAAGAGUUUCGAGAACAUCAGCAAGUGGCUCCGGAAUAUCGACGAGCAUGCCAACGAGGACGUGGAGAGAAUGCUGCUAGGCAACAAGUGUGAUAUGGAGGACAAACGGGUCGUACCAAAGACUAAAGGAGAACAGAUUGCCAGAGAACACGGAAUCCGCUUCUUUGAGACGAGCGCGAAAGCCAACAUCAACAUCGAGAAGGCGUUCCUCACGUUAGCAGAAGACAUCCUCAAAAAGACACCUGUAAAAGAGCCCAACAGUGAAAACGUCGACAUUAGCACCGGAGGCGGAGUCACGGGAUGGAAAACCAAGUGUUGCAGUUGAACAGUGUCUGUCUGUGUGUCUCUCUCUCUCUCUCUCUCUCUCUCUCUCUCACACUCACUCACAAAUGCACACACAUGCCCACUUAUACAAAACCUCUCUCUCUCUUUCUCUCUCUGUCUCUCUCACCCGCUCAUCUCUUCCCACUUUGUGUCUAACUCUUCCUUCCGUCACUGCAGUCUCACCGUCCCUCUCUCCCUUUCUAACUCUCUUCUCUUGUUCUUCCACUCACAUCUGCUUGCUGACGAUAUAAUUUUUAUUUCUGACAAAAAAAAGAAAUGUAUAGAUAAAAAGAGAAAUCAUGUCAUGUUUCUUGUCAUUUAUUUUAAAGGUUUGAAAUAAGAAAGGAAAGAAAACACUUCACCACUACAUUUUUAAAAUAAAGGAAACGAUGAAAUCUAAACGAAUGGGGGUCGAAAGCGCCCGCUGGACCUUUUUAAGACUCUGUUCCGUCGGUGUGAAGGUGAAACUAGCUGACUAACCCAAACAGGCAUGAACAUUUGAGCCCGUUGUUGUUUAUUAUUAUUAUUAUUAUUAUUAAUUUUUUUUUUGUACAGUCUCUGGGUUGGUGGUUGGGAUAUUUUGUGUGUAGCUCUAUGGUUAGUGAGCUUUGUCUAUCUGGGGUUCUUUUUUUUUUUUAGUUUUUUUUUCUUUCUUUCUUUCGUCCGGUGCCUUAACGUGGAGCCGAAAGGCCUAAACUCCCGUUCACCCCGAGCCCCGACACCUCGCAACACGCACACACUCCCAAAAAUCACCUCAUUAACUAUUACACCUGCCCCCCCCACCACCACGAACUCACAGAGGAGCUCCCGACUCUCCAGUACAGACGCGUUUGAACCGAAGAGAAUGGCAUUUAUAUGUAGUAUUUUUUCUUUUACCAUGAUUUAUUUCACAUUCACGACGUUUUUUUGUUUUGUUGUUUUGCCGCACCCCUUCCCGUUCUCUCUAUCUCUCUUUCCCCGGUCCUGCAUGCCAUUUUUCUUUGGUUUUGGACUUAUUUUGUAAGUUAGUGCGCAGCGAAAGCGGCUGCUCACUGCUCAUGCUCAGUUCUGGGGGGGAGGGGUUGUAGUUCUCUUUGGAAAUUCAAACAGUUUUGCAGAUCCAUUAAAAUAAGCUUGUAUAAGUUAAA